GUGCCGUGCCGCGCGGCGCGGGGCGGAGUCGCGGCGAGUUCCGCGCCUGCGCAGUGCGUCCGCCGGCCGUCUGCGCGCGGCAGGAUGGCCGGCUACAGCGUGGAGGAGCGGGCGGCCCCUCACAGCCUGGAGUACCGGCUCUUCUUCAAGGACGCCACCGGGCGCUACAUCUCCCCCUUCCACGAUAUCCCCAUCUACGCCGACGCCGGCAAGAAUGUGUUCAACAUGGUUGUGGAAGUACCUCGAUGGACAAAUGCUAAAAUGGAGAUUGCAACAAAGGAUCCCUUAAACCCAAUUAAGCAAGACGUGAAGAAAGGAAAACUGCGCUACGUAGCAAACGUGUUUCCCCAUAAGGGUUAUAUCUGGAAUUAUGGUGCUAUCCCACAGACUUGGGAAGACCCGGGUCACAAAGAUGAAAAUACUGGCUGCUGUGGAGAUAACGAUCCGAUUGACGUGUGUGAAAUUGGAAGCAAGGUCUGCUCUCGAGGAGAAGUCAUCAAAGUGAAGGUGCUGGGCACGCUGGCACUGAUUGAUGAGGGAGAGACAGACUGGAAGAUAAUUGCUAUCAACGUUGAAGACCCUGAAGCAGGCAACUAUAAUGAUAUCAGUGAUGUCCGAAGGAUGAAACCCGGAUACUUGGAAGCUACAGUGGACUGGUUCAGAAGAUACAAAGUACCUGAUGGAAAGCCGGAAAACCAGUUUGCUUUUAAUGGCGAGUUUAAAGACAAGGAUUUUGCAGUGAACGUCAUCAAAAGCACUCAUGAACACUGGAAAGCUUUAAUAGCGAAGAAAACUGAUGGAGGGGAGAUCAACUGCAUGAAUCUGACGGUGUCCGGCAGCCCUUUCUGCUGUAGUCAAGAGUGUGCAAAAGCUACUGUGGAUGCAGCACCGCCGUGUAAAGCUGCCAACCCCAUCCCACCCGAAGUUGACAAGUGGUUCUACUACCAGAAGAACUAAGGCCGGAGGAUGGGUGGUGACGGCUGUGUCCUCCCCACCGCCUGCCGGAAUAGAGCAGAAAAAUAGCUUUGGUGUCGGCAAGGGGACGUGGCCUACGCCUUUGCCCAUUAGAAUUGCCUAUCUAGCAGUGACGUGUCUCGUGGAGGCUAGAAGACAUAAGUUAUAAAAAUCAAAGCGCCCUGCUUGCGCGUGGUCACACGGUGUACUUUGUAAAUCGCGACAGAAGAUCGCUCACCUGGUACGUGUAUGGAUGCUAGAAAUAAAUAAAAAAACCCAAACAACUGCUGAAACUGA
Molecule: messenger RNA, 1251 nt
Organism: Chroicocephalus ridibundus (black-headed gull)
Lineage: Eukaryota; Metazoa; Chordata; Aves; Charadriiformes; Laridae
Gene: PPA1
Product: inorganic pyrophosphatase 1
Exons: 11
Coding region: 85-957 (290 amino acids)
Biological process (GO): phosphate-containing compound metabolic process
Cellular component (GO): cytoplasm; extracellular exosome
Molecular function (GO): magnesium ion binding; inorganic diphosphate phosphatase activity
Source: RefSeq, a predicted model, not a curated record